Penicillium soppii is the source of this 333-nucleotide messenger RNA. Its product is annotated as cytochrome P450. The transcript is spliced from 2 exons. Gene Ontology annotation, molecular function: heme binding; iron ion binding; monooxygenase activity. Bases 1 to 333 code for a protein of 110 amino acids. NCBI's taxonomy places the organism in Eukaryota, Fungi, Ascomycota, Eurotiomycetes, Eurotiales, Aspergillaceae. The record is from RefSeq and is a predicted model, not a curated record.
AUGGGGCACACAGCCACUAGGGACUUCAAUCUGCCAUAUGGGACCAGAAUCGCUAUAGGAGAGACGCUUCUGAAUCCCGCCUACCAGCUGUGGGAUGAGUCGGUCUAUCCCAACGCCGAUCAAUUCGUGCCGGAUAGGUUUUUGAAGAUGCAGCAGACCCCGGGAUCGGAGGCCUACCACAAGCUUUGGCCAUGGAGUUCAUUCGUGUCUGGGUCGGAUUUUUGCUGUACAAGUCCAACAGAUUACCCUCUGUCACCUUCUGCUGAAUUAGGACUUGCAGCCGGUGGACGGAAGGCCAAGUCCCGAACCGUUUGGGGUGAUGAUGAUCACUAA